UUUUGGUGUUUUGUCAUUGGUCUUUUUGUUCCUUUGUCUGGUAUUGUCUGUGUCUGUGUUUGAAAAUAUGGGACAGUCCUUAACUACCCCUUUGAGUCUGACUUUACAGCACUGGAGGGACGUCCAGGACUUUGCGAACAACCAGUCCGUGGAAGUCCGGAAGAGGCGUUGGGUUACUUUCUGUUCAUCUGAAUGGCCCACAUUUAAUGUGGGCUGGCCAAGGGAUGGUACAUUCGACCUUAAUAUUAUCUCGCAGGUCAAAAGCAAAAUGAUGGACCCCGGCCCUCAUGGGCACCCAGACCAGGUGGCCUAUAUCGUGACCUGGGAGGCAAUGGCUUAAGAUCCACCACCCUGGGCUAAGCCUUUUGUCCCUCCCAAACCCCUACUUCCUCCAUCUGCUCCCACCUUACCCCCUCCAGUCUCCUCCUCUCCAGCAGGACCCCCAAUCCGCUCGUCUCUAUAUCCAACCCUUACUGACCCUUCAAAAACCAAACCUCCCCCUCCGCAGGUUCUGCCCGCGGGGGAUGACCUAUUGGUAGACCUCCUCACGGAGGACCCCCCUCCCUACCGAGAACAGGCCCUCCCGCCUCAGGUGGCCGACUCGACCGAUGAAAACGAGGGGCCUGCCGCGCCAUCUCCCGCUGCCCCGUCCCCCAUGGCAGCCCGCUUAAGGGGACGGCGAGACCAGCAGCUGGCCGCGGAUUCUACUUCCUCUCAGGCAUUCCCUCUCCGGACCGGAGGAAAUGGCCAACUACAAUACUGGCCGUUCUCCUCCUCCGACCUAUAUAACUGGAAAAAUAACAAUCCCUCUUUUUCUGAAGACCCAGUUAGGCUGACUGCUCUAAUUGAGUCGGUCCUGAUUACUCAUCAGCCCACCUGGGAUGAUUGCCAACAAUUACUGCAGACUUUGCUGACUUCGGAGGAGAAGCAGAGAGUCCUCCUGGAGGCUCGAAAGGCGGUUCGGGGAGCAGACGGACGUCCCACCCAGCUGCCUAAUGAGAUAGACGCCGCCUUUCCCCUCGAACGUCCCAAUUGGGACUUCACCACACAGGAAGGUAGGAAUCACCUAAUCCUCUAUCGCCAGUUGCUCAUAGCGGGUCUCCAUGGGGCGGGCCGACGCCCCACCAAUUUGGCGAAAGUUAAACAGGUACUGCAGGGACCGGGAGAAACUCCCUCAGCGUUCUUAGAGCAGCUCAAAGAAGCCUAUCGUAGAUACACCCCGUAUGACCCAGAAGAUCCAGGGCAAGAAACUAGCGUAGCUAUGUCUUUCAUUUGGCAAUCUGCUCCAGAUAUCAAACGCAGACUCGAGCGCCUAGAAAACUUAAGGGAGAGUUCGCUCAGGGACCUACUAAAGGAGGCAGAAAGAAUCUUUAAUAAACGAGAGACUCCAGAAGAGAGGGAGGAUCGUCUUAGAAAGGAGGCAGAGGAAAGAGAGGACCGUCGCAGAACGGAAGCUGAGGAAAAGGAAAAAGAAAGGGACCGUAAGAGACAUAAGGAGAUGAGCAAACUCUUGGCCACCGUAGUUUCCAGUCAAAGACAGGGUAGACAGGAGGGAGACCGAAGGGGACCCCUCGGCAGCUGAGGGAAUUCCUGGGGACAGCAGGGUUCUGUCGCCUACGGAUUCCAGGGUUUGCUGAGAUAGCAGCCCCUUUAUACCCACUUACCAAAACAGGGACUCUGUUCAGUUGGGGCGAGGACCAGCAAAAGGCAUACCAGGAAAUAAAGCGGGCCUUGCUCACAGCUCCCGCAUUGGGACUCCCAGACCUGACUAAGCCAUUUGAACUGUUUGUGGACGAAAAACAGGGUUAUGCUAAAGGGGUCCUAACUCAAAAACUGGGCCCCUGGAGGCGUCCUAUAGCUUACCUCUCAAAGAAGCUCGAUCCAGUAGCUUCAGGGUGGCCGCCCUGCUUGCGAAUGGUAGCGGCGAUUGCAGUCCUCACCAAGGACGCGGGAAAAAUUAACUCUGGGCCAGCCAUUGACCAUCCUGGCACCACAUGCGGUGGAGGCCUUGGUUAAGCAGCCUCCAGACCGUUGGCUCUCUAAUGCCCGCAUGACUCAUUACCAAGCCAUGCUCCUGGAUACGGACCGGGUGCACUUUGGGCCUGCGGUGACCCUGAACCCCGCAACCCUGCUCCCUUUGCCGGAGGAAAGGGAGGAACACGAUUGCCUCGAGAUCCUUGCGGAAAUGCACGGGACCAGACCGGACCUGACGGAUCAACCCCUCCAGAACGCUGACUUCACCUGGUAUACAGACGGGAGCAGUUUUCUGCAGGAUGGUCAGCGGAGAGCUGGGGCUGCAGUAAUCACCGAGACCGAGGUAAUCUGGGCAGAAGCUCUUCCAACUGGGACCUCGGCCCAGCGGGCUGAACUCAUAGCGCUCACCCAGGCGCUCAGGCUGGCAGAAGAAGCCUUCCCGACUAAACACGAAACAGCCAAGAUAGUGACCAAGAAGCUGCUGGAAGAGAUUUUCCCCAGGUACGGCAUGCCCCAGGUACUGGGAACCGAUAAUGGGCCCGCCUUCGUCUCCCAGGUAAGUCAGUUGGUGGCCAAGCUCUUGGGGAUUAAUUGGAAAUUACAUUGCGCUUACCGACCCCAGAGUUCAGGACAGGUAGAAAGGAUGAAUAGAACAAUUAAGGAGACUUUGACUAAAUUAACGCUUGCAACUGGCACUAGAGAUUGGGUACUCCUACUACCCCUAGCCCUCUACCGUGCCCGCAACACUCCAGGACCACAUGGACUUACUCCCUUUGAGAUAAUAUAUGGGGCGCCCCCGCCCCUCAUUAAUUUUUUUGACUCCAAUAUUUCAGACUUUACUAACAGUCCCUCUCUGCAAGCUCACUUACAGGCACUCCAGGCCGUACAGAGGGAAGUUUGGAAACCACUGGCUGCCGCUUACAGAGACCAGCUGGACAGACCAGUGAUACCCCACAACUACCAAAUUGGUGACGCAGUCUGGGUCCGCCGGCAUCAGACAAAGAACUUGGAACCCCGCUGGAAGGGACCCUACACCGUACUGCUGACCACUCCCACUGCUCUCAAGGUCGACGGCAUUGCGGCUUGGGUCCACGCCUCCCACGUAAAAGCAGCCCGAUCGGACGA
Molecule: messenger RNA, 3099 nt
Organism: Arvicola amphibius (Eurasian water vole)
Lineage: Eukaryota; Metazoa; Chordata; Mammalia; Rodentia; Cricetidae
Biological process (GO): virion assembly
Source: RefSeq, a predicted model, not a curated record